GUCUCUAUUGCCAGACAAAAAAAAAGCAAAUAACUAAUUGCUCUAUUAAUGUCAUUGUCAUUAUCAACAAAACGUAUCGUAUAGAUAUAUAUUUGUAAAUAGAUUGAUGGAUGCUAGAGGGGAAACAGGAAAAACAGCUUUCUCUAAUAGGGGAAAUAACAAGCUUAGUUUCAUCUAUUUUUACAUCAGAGGUAUAAGUAUGACAAAAAUAGUGAAAAUAUCAUUUUUGUGGCAUUGCACAAUUAUUUGUUUCGCAGGAUUGACUGCGUCUUUUACUAUAGAAGUACCAAAAUGUAGUCCUCCAGACUUCCCGAUGUGGGGAGGUUAUGGACCCAUACAAAGUGACUAUGAUGUGGGAGACAGCAUCCAUUACUUUUGCAAUACUGACACCUACAUAGGUGGUAACUAUUAUCGGAGAUGCGAAGACAGUGGAGAGUGGUCUGGGGACACGCCAGUGUGCGAUGAAGUAGCGAGUAUAACCUUUGUAAACCAAACGAGCACUGCAGAACCAGAAGAAGAGAAUGAUGCUGAUCUUGCAACAGAUGAAGAUCGAACUACGUGUACAUCCACAGCUGCUGGUCAGCGCCAAUAUUGGAUGGGAAUAUUUAAGGAUCCUGGAGAAUUAAUUCGAGUCAUGGUUUUCAUGCCUCGAGGAGAUGUCUCCUAUGAGGUUCUCCUUUUGAAGCGUAAUGGAUCAGUUCUAAGUUGUGGAGAAAAAAGAGGCAGAAAUGGUCAUUUAGGAUGGGAAUUUCAUAACUGCCCUGGACCCCACAACAAAGAUGCGAUGGGAAUAAAAAUAAUAUCACUCUCUCCCAAACCACUUCAAAUUUGUGAAAUUGCAGCCCACGUUAUGACAUCCCCAACUUGCGUUGACCCACACCUGCGUAUAGACGAUGGUCUAAUCCAGCUGACCCGAAAAACUGCUUCACUGCGUUGUAAGCCAGGUUACACAGAAAGUUCGGCAACUCGAUUGGAAUGCGUGCGUAAUGGUGUAUGGAAUAAAAAAAGCCUCUUCUGCAUACCUCCUCCAUGGGAAGCCGUAGAAACUCAUCCUAGAGUUUGAAACUAAUGUACCUGUAAAUAAAAAUGUCACCUAAAGCUUUUAUGUAA
Messenger RNA from Parasteatoda tepidariorum (common house spider), 1110 nucleotides. RefSeq lists its product as uncharacterized. NCBI's taxonomy places the organism in Eukaryota, Metazoa, Arthropoda, Arachnida, Araneae, Theridiidae. The record is from RefSeq and is a predicted model, not a curated record.